AAAAAAUUUGCACCAAUAAUCGGAGUUGAAAUAUCUGCCAAAAUGAAAGGAAAUUCAAAAUCUCGUCUUAAACCCAAAUCAAUUUUUAAAAGUUUUGUACCGAAUGUUUUAAUAGAAGAAUCUUUAGCUGCAGUCAAAUUAAGAUCUGAAUUUCUUUUAUAUGAUUUAAAUUUAGAAGAAGCAACCACAGAAACUAUCGCACCAGUAUCUAUUAAAAAGUUUAAUUUAUUGAAUUUAUCAAAGAUAAAAAGGCGGCGAGAAGGUUUAACGCCAUUUCCAUUAUUAGCCACCGUCAUAACCCCUCGCUAGGGCAGGCACCUUGCCGUUGGUGCGGGGGCUUAGCUGAAUUGCCGAUCAGCCCAUCUCUGGUCUGGGGUAUCGUGGACGCGCUCGUCGCUUCUGCGCUACCUUGUCUCCAGAUUGGGGCUGCCGGCAAACAGUGACCAAGAACUGCCACCUCCUAAUCCAGGGUGUUACGCGACACCGUGCCUAUUGGACGGUUUGCAGCCAGGAGGAAAAACCGGCUGUAUUAUAACGGCGCCUCUUCGACACCGGGCCGCAUCGAGGAGUAACGGUGGCCUUACCGCGACAUGGGGCGCUGGCGCGGCGGACCAGAUAAGAUCCCCUACUACAACUUUGACUGCUGAGCUUGCCUAGCCGGGCUGGCAGUCGUACGAACAAGAUGAAUACAACUAAAAACCAAAAAAACACAAAAACAACAAAAACCAUCGCGAAAUCCGCGAAAACAGCUACAGCUACAGCUACAACUACAGCCACAACAGCUGCAACAGCCACACCAUCAGCAACAGCCUCUACAACAGUCACAACUACAGCUACAACAGCAGCAGCAGCCACGAAGACAGUUAUGUCAAGGGCACCAAAGGUACCAACGGUCAAGCUCGGCAGUUCUAUGCUGGGCGAAGGUAAAGGCACCAGGCGCAUGGGAGGCUUUCUUGCGAGCCUAUCCGAGGAGGAGGCUGCCCUUUUUAUUGAACACGCCAGAGAAGAUGAGAGGCCAAGCACUAGCAGUGGCGGCGUGGAUCGGGCGCAGCUUCGGUCGGAGGGCACCAAGGGUGCAGAGGCUCUGGCCUCAAAAAACAGGCACCGAUCGCCAAGCAGGAACCGGGGGGCCAGUUGGCGUCGCUCCAGGAGUCGUGACCGCUCCCGGAGCCAUGACCGCUCGGGGAGCCGAGGCCGAUCCGAGGGUCGGCAUCGCUCGAAGAGCAGGCAUCGCUCAGGCAGUGGGCACCGCUCUAGCAGUAGGCACCGCAGGUCUCCUAGUCGAACCUCAUCGCUCGAGUCAGGGUGGCAGCUGCAAGACAGCAAAAAGAAAAGCCGCAGGUGUAGACCGCCUCCACUUCCGCCCUCCGGUCAACCGGGAGCCCUUGACGACCACCAUCGAGCUGGUCUUAGUGGAUCGGGGGUCAAGUGGUAUCUCCGGUACCUGGAGCAGGGGAAGAAGCCGAGCGUAGCCCGCGCAAUGGCGGAAGUAAGGCAAGAGGUGGAGAAAGAGGCACAAGAGAGUGGUAAGACGGCUGCAACCGCCGGUAUGCAGCAGAGAGGCGAACUACCCGCGCCUGCUGAAAAGCAGAGAAGCGGGCAACAGCAUCAGAGACCCGCGCCUGCUGAAAAGCAGAGAAGCGGGCAACAGCAGCAGAGACCCGCGCCUGCUGAAAAGCAGAGAAGCGGGCUACAGCAUCAGAAACCCGCGCCUGCUGAAAAGCAGAGAAGCGGGCAACAGCAGCAGAGACCCGCGCCCGCCAAAUGGCGGAGAAGCGGGGAACCUACAGGUACCACAACAGGCUCAACAACAGCUACUCCAAAACGCACCAGCCUACAGGUCACACCACCUGAGCCACCGUCCCCCAAACGGCCGCGGGGGCUCCCACCCCCUCCAACAGAGUCUAGGGGCUUGGAUGGGUCCGCGGGCCAGGGUCAGCCACAGGAGGGAAUCACUAAGCAGCCUAGCUAUUCAGAUGCUCUUAAAGGCAUCCGGGUGGCUGUACUGCCCUGUGAUUACCCUGCUGCUGCCCUAAGCCCUGAGGACCUGACCAAACUCCAGGACGCCAUCAUGGAUGAGGUCCUUAAAGGGUGGAAGCACGCACUGGUCUUUUGUGGGGUAUUUUUCAGGUCAGGUAUGCUCCUUGUGGACUGCAAGGAUGAGCGGACCGCAGCAUGGCUGGUGGAUAAGGCACCAAACAUUGAGGGAUGGGAGGGGCCCGCGUUAUGUACCAAGAGGGGGGAUGAUAUCCCGCCGGUGCAUAAUAUCUCGGUGUUCUUCCCAAGAUGCGCCGAUAAAUCGGCGGAGUACGUGCUGGGGCUCAUCAAGGCCCAGAAUGAGGACAUCCACACUGCUGCGUGGAAGGUGGUUUCAUGCGGCGCCGAAGAUAACGGUCUCAGGCUCAACCUGGGGAUCGAUGAGGCGUCGUAUGUCAGCAUUAAGAGGGCCGGAUUCACAAUCAACUUCCGGUACAGUUUUGUUACGGUGCGGCCAUGGCGGCAUAAGACGACAGGCAGCAAGGAGUCAGAGUCCCAAGACAUGCAAGUCGACGAGACUACUGACUCCACUGCUGCCCCAGCGACCGAGUCGACCACGGCCCCACUGGGAGAUCAGCUAUCGGAAUUAGCACAGGCACCAGCUCUUGUGAGCGCUCCCGGGCCAAGUGUCACCGACUACAUGCGCACCACACAAGAGCUCCUAGCGGACAUAAGCAGGCUCGAACUCGACAGAGAGGGCGAGGGUGAGGCACGGCUUUCGAACAUCGAGGACGAGCCCCAACUAUGAGCCCAACAGCGCUAACAGUAGCCCAGGUCAACUUGCAUCACGCGGUGGCCGCCUCGGCGAUCAUUGCAAGCAGGUUUGCCACGGAGGACCUGGGAAUCCUACUGAUUCAGGAACCGUGGACCUACAGAGGCCAGGUGAGGGGCCUCAAUCAUAACAACAAUAAGGUAAUUUGGGACCUUUCCUGCGAGAGGCCCAGAGCGUGCGUAGUGCUAAAGAAUAAUAUUAAUUACUUUUGCAUUACAGAAUUUCUUACACAGGAUCUGGUAGCGGUCCAAGCUACCUUAAGGGUCAACGGGAAGGAACUGGAGGUGGUCUUGGCUGCAGCCUACUUUCCGGGGGACAACGCCAACGUGCCGCCUCUUGAGGUACAGCAGCUGCUGGAAUUUUGCCGCAGGAAACGACUUCCACCGAUUCUUGGCUGCGAUGCGAACGCCCACAAUAUAGAGUGGGGCAGCUCGGACACAAACCGUAGGGGUGAGUGCUUAUUAGAAUAUAUUAUCAGUGAAGACCUGUGCAUCCAUAAUGUCGGUAAUGAACCAACGUUCAUAACCAGGGUCAGAGAGGAGGUACUCGACAUCACUCUCAGCAACAGACUGGCCAGCCCUCUGAUCGUUCAGUGGCGGGUCUCAUCUGAGCCCUCACUGUCGGAUCACAGGAUUAUCCGAUUUGCACUGGGAGCUGAGGUUCUGACAGGUCACCCAAAGAGGAACCCCAGGAAAACAGACUGGGAUAAAUAUGAAGAGGUACUUAGGUGGAUUGUAUGGAGUUAGAGGACAGGGUCAACAAGCUGAACGGC
This is a messenger RNA of Rhagoletis zephyria (snowberry fruit fly), 3581 nucleotides long. RefSeq names its product platelet binding protein GspB-like. The record is from RefSeq and is a predicted model, not a curated record. Lineage: Eukaryota; Metazoa; Arthropoda; Insecta; Diptera; Tephritidae.